CAGCUGUCAGCUGGCAGUGGUGACCAGCACCACAGCGUGAGGGCCGGCGGGCCUGGCAAGGGCCCCUGCUGUGGUUGAGGACAGCACGGUGGGGUGGCUGAGGACCGUGCCCGUUGGGAGAGCACUGGCCUCCUACCUAGCAGGCAGCCUGAGUGAAGAUGGACGAGCCCCAGGGCAUGUCCCCAAUCAGGGGCUGCUGCGGCAGGGACGUCGUGGUGGAGAGAUGCCUGGUGGAGUCCAGGGAGUCCGCGGCACAGGUCCAGCUGGCCUGCAGCCCACGACACUGCGCCUUCCCUCUGGACGGAGACUCACUGUGUGUGUGGGGCCCUGCGGGUGCGGCCCAGCUUCUCACCCUGCGAGGACACCACCACCCCGUCACUGCGGUGGCCAUGGGAAAUAGAGCGGCCCCACUGCUCCUGUGCUCCGCGUCCUGGGGCUGCACUCUGCUCUGGGACCUGGGCGAGUGUAGGCGGACAGCCCUCCAAGGGCUGACCCCUCGAGGGACUGCCAUGGGGCCCCCUUUGGGGAAGGUGCUGUAUCUCCGGUUCAGUCCAGAUGACCACGUGGUAGCAGCGUGUGCUGGAAACAAGGUCUUCGUGCUAGAGACCCAGUGCCAGGCGGCGCCUGUGGAGCUGGAGGGGCACCUGGGCGCCGUGACUGCCGCCGAGUUCUGUCCUUGGCGGGCAAACGUCGCCAUCUCGGUGUCUGAAGACAGAAGCUUUAAGGUCUGGGACCACCGGCUGGGGUCGUUGCUGUACAGCUCCUCCGUGCUGACGGCGCAUCCUCUCCUCAGCCUGCUCGUCGAUGAGGACAGCAAGCAGCUGGUCACGGGGUGUGCCGAUGGCCAGCUCUGGGUCUUCAGCCUGGCUGACGGGCACCACGGCCGCUGCGUGGCACGCGUCGACCUGAGGAAGAAGGGCGAGAGCUUCUCUGCCAGGAGGGCAAGGGCCGGGCACUGUGGGCUCCCAGGAGAGAGGCGACGUCCCUGCACAAGUGACCUGGGAGGAGACGGGGUUGACGCGGCGUUUCCCGUGCUGGCCCUCGCACCCUGCCACCUGUCAUCGGCCCUGCGUUCUGAGUGUGGGCUGUUUUUUUCCGAGAAUGCCAAGUGCGUGUGGGUCGGAAGCUCAACAGGCCUGUUCAUAUUUAACCUGGCAAACCUGGAACUGGAGGCCGCUUUGUGUUUCAAAGAUUUCAGGAGCCUCAGCAUUCAGGUCGCCGGGUCCUGUGCAGUGAGCGAGACUGCAGACCACAAGGCGCUCUGCUUGCUUGCUUCCAUGUUUGGGGGGAAGAUCGCUGUGUUGGAGAUAAGCCCGGCCACCCUGCUGCGGACUUGGCGGGGCCCUGGCCCUGGAAGGAGCCUGUCGGUGCUGGCCAGCUCCGGCGUCCUGUCAACCUCUCCCCUGAAUCUCGGCGUCGUCACAGAGGAAGGUCCGAAGCCUGCGGGUCAGAGGCGAGCCGUGCCACGUCAUGUGUGUGCAGCCGCGGGACGUGCCGUGCAGGACCAGCCCCUGGUGUUCCACAGCACAGUCAGGUCAUCGGGGUACAUGUCGGCCCCGCGUGCGACCAUGUUUUCACCAAAGACCAGCAGCAGCGGUAACGGCCAGAGCCCCCCCCAACGCAGAGCCGGAACCAGGCGUUUCCCAGGCGUGCUGCUGCCCCGCCGAGGCACCCGGCUGCCCCAUGGUCGGGGAGGCCCAGCGGGCGCCCUCCGCCCAGUGCAGUCCGAGAGCCCCUUCCCAAUGUGGAACGUGACCGUCCACGAGUUGGCGGGUGCGCCAGGCCGAUGGCUGGGCCGGGUGCGCCGAGGCCGACAGCCGGGCCGUACCUUGCGCAGGGCGCUGGCUCCAGCUCUGCUCCCUGUCCUGACCCUCAGGAAGGAGUACCCUCUGCAGAACCCUCCGCCCACCAGGCUCCACAGGCAGGUGGCUGUGGCUGGGGCCCCCACCGCCGUGGGCUGCCUUCAGUUCUCAGGAGACGGACGGCGACUGGCCUGUGGCUUAGCUAAUCACUUGCUGCUGGUCUUCGACGCUGGCCUCACCGGGACGCCUGCUGCUUUUGCAGGCCAUGACGGAGCCGUGAGCUGCGUGUCCUGGAGCCACAGUGGUGCCUGGCUGCUCUCGGCCGCCCAGGACCGGACGCUGAGGCUGUGGUCCGUUCGUAGGACAGAACUCGUGCUUCUCCUGGGCCGGGCUGCCCCUGCCCCUGGGCCCGUGCAGUCUGCACAGUUCUUCUACCUGGACUCCUUCCUCUUGCUGUCCUCCGGGCCCGAACUGCAGCUGCUCAGGUACCAUGUCGCCCCUCGCAGAGAUGACAUAAAGAGGUAUAAGCAGAAGGGCAAGGUCACUCCUGUGUACAGGACCACCACAACCGGGGCCUCGGACAUCACGGGGCUGUCGGCCAUGAACGACUGCUACUCCCACGUGGUGCUCACGGGCUGCCGGAACAGGGCGCUGGAGGUGUUCGACCUCAAUGCCGGCCGCACCGCGGCGCUGAUAACGGAAGCCCACUCACGGCCUGUCCACCAGAUUUGCCAAAAUAACGGCUCAGCAUUUGUGACUCAGCGAUGCCAGGACUACAACCUCUUUCUGACCACGGCCGUGGGCGAUGGGAUUAAGCUGUGGGACCUGCGGACCCUGAGGUGCGAGCGCCGUUUCGUGGGACACCCCAACCGCUGCUGUCCCUGUGGAGUUGCUCUCAGUCCCUGUGGACGCUUCGUGGCUUGUGGUGCUGAGGACAGACAUGCCUACCUGUACGAGACAGCUUCGUGCACCUUUUCUCACCGACUGGCGGGGCACGCGGACACGGUCAGUGCAGUGGCCUUCAGCCCGUCAGCUCCCCAGCUCGCCACCGCCACCCUGGAUGGCAAACUCCAGCUGUUCCUUGCCGAGUAGCUGCUCCUAUCCGGCCCUGGCCAGAGGACGACGUGAUGGACUGGAGAGACCGAGGCCCGCCCGUCGCCCGGCCAGGAGCAGUGCCGGUCACGGUCUGCGACUUCAGUGCUCCCCCUCUGCGAGCCCCCGCCCCGUGCGUGCACACCGCCUGCGUUCCCCUGUGCUGGUCCUUGAGAAGUGGCAGUGGCAGCCCAGCGCCUCUGCAGGAAUCUGGUGUGGGUACAACGGUGUGCUUCAGUAAAGACAACCGCACGUUUCGUCACUGCGUGUGUGGGGGCAAUGCUCCUGGGGCUGUGAAAGCAAAGCCGUGGCCCCGGCCCUGGGCUGUGUUCACACUGCGGCUUGGGGGCGUCCUCUUGGGGGGUCCUCUCCGAGGGCAGUUUGACUCCUGGACCUUUUCUCCCAGGGCCACCAGAGGGCCACUGGGCAGAGGGCCCAGGUGCUGCCCGGCCAGGCCCUGCAGAGCUGGUGCCCACCCUGGGGUGAUGCCAUCUAGUGCAGCUCCAAAGGCCCCGAGCUGAGCGCACAGGCCUUGGGGCAGAGUGCCUGUCACCCCGCAG
Tupaia belangeri chinensis (Chinese tree shrew) is the source of this 3454-nucleotide messenger RNA. RefSeq names its product WD repeat domain 27 (gene WDR27). NCBI's taxonomy places the organism in Eukaryota, Metazoa, Chordata, Mammalia, Scandentia, Tupaiidae. Gene Ontology annotation, molecular function: protein binding. The transcript has 26 exons. The record is from RefSeq and is a predicted model, not a curated record. The coding region runs from base 159 to 2894 and encodes 911 amino acids.